CCGACAGCCGUACGAUUCACUAACCACCAGGUCCGCCGUCGAGACAAUCCGAUACAAUGGCGAUCAAGCACAACCAGCAGAUUCAGAAGAAUCACUUCCACAAGGACUGGCAACGCUACGUCCGCGUGCACUUCGACCAGCCUGGCAAGAAGAAGUCCAGACGCAAUGCUCGUGUUGCCAAGGCUGCAAAGGUCGCCCCCAGGCCUGUUGACAAGCUGAGGCCCAUUGUCCGCUGCCCAACCAUCAAGUACAACCGCCGUGUCCGCCCCGGUCGUGGUUUCUCUCUUGCUGAGUUGAAGGCUGCCGGUAUCCCCCGCAAGUUCGCUCGCACCAUCGGUAUCUCUGUCGACCCCCGCCGCCAGAACCUUUCCGAGGAGGGCCUCAAGGCCAACGUCGAGCGCCUCCAGGAGUACAGGAAGCGCCUCAUCCUCUUCCCCCGCCGCAACGGCAAGACCAAGAACGGUGACGCCUCCGCCGAGGAAGUCAAGGCUGCCAAGAGCGGUGACAACCUCGUCAGCAACACCUCUGCCGUUUUCCCCAUCAAGAACACCGUCCAGCUCGAGGAGGGCCCCAUUGGCAACUACGAGGCUACCGAGAACGCUUACAGGAAGCUCCGUGACUCCCGCGCCGAGGCCCGCUACGUUGGUGCUCGCGAGAAGCGCGCCAAGGCCAAGGCUGAGGAGGCUGAAGCCAAGAAGAAAUAAGCUAAUCGCUGGUGAAGCGACUGUGUGGUUCUUUGCUAUGGCUUACGACACUAUAAAAGUCAGGAUUACGAUACGGCAAUGGGUAGUCCCAGCGUGGGCAAUCCCAGCAUGGGCGGCGUCACGGUUAGGUCUGUCUAAGGUUGACAGCAUGUGAAUGAUACCUAGUUUUUCAAAUGCAAGCCGUGCCUCCCAUUUUAUGUUGUCAUAGUUGUGUCCGCCACGAGGUAGUAUUUGUAUCACUAAUGCACCGUCGCCGACUG
Messenger RNA from Bipolaris maydis ATCC 48331, 964 nucleotides. Its product is annotated as 60S ribosomal protein eL13. Gene Ontology annotation, cellular component: cytosolic large ribosomal subunit; ribosome. NCBI's taxonomy places the organism in Eukaryota, Fungi, Ascomycota, Dothideomycetes, Pleosporales, Pleosporaceae. Gene Ontology annotation, molecular function: structural constituent of ribosome; RNA binding. The record is from RefSeq and is a predicted model, not a curated record. Gene Ontology annotation, biological process: translation.